Molecule: messenger RNA, 2115 nt
Organism: Didymosphaeria variabile
Lineage: Eukaryota; Fungi; Ascomycota; Dothideomycetes; Pleosporales; Didymosphaeriaceae
Exons: 1
Coding region: 1-2115 (704 amino acids)
Source: RefSeq, a predicted model, not a curated record
AUGUCGUGCGCCAUUUGCAAAGACUUUAAGGGGAAUACUGAACGGGAAAGCCAGUUCUUGGCUCAGCACGAGGCAAAGUUCACGUUAGAAGACUUGCGACUGUCGGCGAAGUCAUGUCCUUGUUGCUGCAUCCUACAGUCUGGAAGCCGUGGUUGCUUUAGUCAACAUGGAAUUGAUGAGUCUACUGUACUUUCCGUAGAGCUUAAAUUUUACUAUCCAUACGCCGACGAGGACUUGCACACGGACCAUGCAGACAAGUAUCUGUCGUUUUCCCUGAUAGACAGUCAGUGGUUCUAUGUGGAAUUCUUCGCGAGCCAAGACAAUCGAUGUCCCAUUCCUAAGUCUUGGGACUGCAUUCCCACUAAGCCUAGGACAUCGCAGCAAACUGAUAGUGUGCGGGCCUUUGUCGCUCUCAAGAGUUGGAUUGCACGGUGCAUUGUCUCGCACUACCACCCUAAAGGCCAUUGCGAUCAACAAGAGCGUCCAGAACUGCCAACUCGAGUUGUAGAUGUGGGCCUCACCGACGGAAUCGUUAAGCUAGUGGAGCCCAAAGGAAAAAGGGGAAGAUACAUCUGCCUCAGCCACUGCUGGGGUCUUGUUCAAAUCGCAACGACCACCAAAUCAACUUUCGAAGAACGCAAAAGGGGUAUAGCCUGGGGAGAAUUGUCAAAAACAUUCCAAGAUGCCAUCAUGUUGACGAGAAAACUUGGGUUUGACUACAUCUGGAUCGACUCUCUCUGCAUCAUACAAGAUGAUGGUCGCGAUUGGGGUAUUGAGUCGGCUAAGAUGGCUUCCGUAUACAGCAACGGGUUCUUAACAAUUGCUGCAACUCAUUCGCCCAAUGGUCAAGGCGGUCUCUUCGGAAGUACACGAGAUUUUGAACUUCGUGGGAAGACCACACAUGGGGAAGACUAUCGGCUUUAUUUCCGAGAACAGAUUGAUCACCAGAUGCGCAUGGACAAGUAUGCUGCCUGGGGCACAACAUAUCCUAGGAUGAACCCCACCGCAAGCUACUUCCCUCUCCUGACCAGAGCGUGGGUGUUUCAAGAACGUAUGCUAUCGACCAGAGUUCUACACUUUGGUCGGAACGAGAUGUUCUUUGAAUGUAGAUCUUCUAUCGAAUGCGAGUGUGGAGACCCCUACGGUAAUUACGACGGGUCUUUGAUCAAGAUGGAAUAUGCUGAUGCGAUUGCUGAACACAUCGACGGCGAACCUGACCAAGCGUGUGAAGAACCAGACCAAGCGGAUGAAGAACCGGACCAAGCGUAUGAAGAACCGGACCAAGAGUAUGAAGAUUCGGACCAAGUGGAUGAAGAUUCGGACCAAGCGGAUGAAGAAACGUACUACAAACUCGCACGGAUAUGGCGUACAAUGGUCUCCUGUUAUACACCACUUCUUCUGACCAAAUCGAAAGAUCGUUUACCUGCUAUCAGCGGCUUGGCCAACCAAAUGGCCCCCUUGAGAGAUUCGAGGUGUCUUGCAGGGCUUUGGGAGCGAGAUCUCAACGAAGAUCUUCUUUGGAUUGUAUCUACAGGAAAAGAGCGGCCAAGACCAUACCCGUUGAACGCUCCCACAUGGUCCUGGGCUAGUGUUGAAUCACCCGUGUAUUACAGCGACGCGACCAACUAUGGCAAAUGGCGCGAAGGCAUUGACGAGUAUCCACCCCGCGAGCAUUUUAGUGUCGUCGAGAGCUGUGAGUCCUGUUGGUCGAUAGUCGAUGGAUUCGGGCCAUCUGCUCAGGGUUCGCUCAGAAUAUCCGGACUGGUGGCCCAAGGAACACUUGAACAACAGAUGGGCCCCAGGGAAAAGACGGCAUCUACCGAAUAUUAUGUCUCUACUGCAAAGGCUCGUUCGCGUAUGAGACCGGACUAUCUUCUGGACCAUGAAGGGCCUGGCCAGACAAAUCCUCUGACCUCGGUCCUGUGCCUUCGUAUGAGCCUUGUAACAAAAGGUUACGACGACAUGUUGGUAUCACUUGUAUUGAGGAAGUCUCCCAGAGACCACAAUUCUUUUGAGCGAAUCGGGGUUCUUUUAGACUCAGACGAAUCUUAUAACGCUGAUCCAAUAGGAGACCUAUUUGAUUCGGCAGACAUACAGACUGUGAUAAUUCACUGA